Amorphotheca resinae ATCC 22711 is the source of this 2285-nucleotide messenger RNA. RefSeq lists its product as hypothetical. NCBI's taxonomy places the organism in Eukaryota, Fungi, Ascomycota, Leotiomycetes, Helotiales, Amorphothecaceae. The transcript has 5 exons. Bases 118 to 2238 code for a protein of 706 amino acids. Gene Ontology annotation, cellular component: mitochondrion. The record is from RefSeq and is a predicted model, not a curated record. Gene Ontology annotation, molecular function: ATP binding; metal ion binding; methylcrotonoyl-CoA carboxylase activity.
CAAUCACUCUACAUCUAUAUUUUGGCAGUAAUACAAAGAGCAAGGACUGGAGGUGGUUUAAUUGAUACAUGCAUCAAUCCUCCUGAUCUUCAUGUAGUAUCAAUACCAACAAUAUCAAUGCUUUCUACCGCAAGAUCGCGGGCAAUCGCCCGGUCUCUCUUCGUCUCCCACACGUCUCGCGCCCUCUCCACAACUGCCUCGACCUCCAAAACCACUCCUAUAACGUCUGUUCUUAUAGCAAAUCGUGGCGAGAUAGCGCUUCGAGUUGGCCGUACAGCAUCUGCCCUCGGGGUCCGAUGCACAACAAUCUACACGGCUCCCGACGCACAUUCACAGCAUGCGCUGUCGAGUCCCUUUUCCGUGAAUCUCGGCGAGCCGAACGCAUAUCUCGAUGGAGAACGAAUCAUAUCUGUUGCUAAGCAGCAAGGCUGCGAGGCUUUGCACCCUGGUUAUGGGUUCCUGAGUGAGAAUUCGGAGUUUGCGAAACGAUGUGUGGAGGAAGGGUUGGUGUUCAUUGGACCGCCAUGGAAAGCAAUUGAAGCCAUGGGAAACAAGUCCAGGAGUAAAGAUAUUAUGAUCCAGGCGGGUGUGCCAUGUAUCCCUGGUUAUCAUGGGGCAAAUCAGGACCCGGCACACCUGUUGGAGGAGGCAAAGAAAAUCGGCUUUCCGGUUAUGGUGAAGGCUGUCAAAGGAGGCGGCGGGAAAGGCAUGCGGAUUGCAAUGAACGGAGAUGAAUUCUUAGACAAGUUGGAGAGUGCGAAGAGCGAGGGAAGGAACUCUUUUGGAGAUGAUGAAAUGCUGGUAGAGAAGUAUAUUGCGACUCCACGGCAUAUCGAGGUACAGAUAUUUGCAGAUAAGUACGGCAACGCAGUGGCUCUGGGGGAGCGGGAUUGCAGUUUACAAAGAAGGCAUCAAAAGAUCCUGGAGGAGGCACCGGCACCGAAUUUAGCUGAAGAUAUAAGACAGGACUUAUGGGAGAAGGCAAGGGCUGCUGCUUUGGCUGUUGGUUAUGAAGGUGCUGGAACUGUCGAAUUCAUAUUCGACAACGACACAAAUGAGUUCUUUUUUAUGGAAAUGAACACGAGGCUGCAGGUCGAACAUCCCGUUACUGAAGAAAUCACGGGGGAAGACCUCGUUUCCUGGCAGUUCAAAAUAGCCGCUGGAGAGCCACUACCCCUCGAUCAAGCUACCAUUGCACAGAGGAUAUCAGAGAGAGGAUGGGCUAUCGAAGCUCGAAUCUACGCUGAGAACCCAAAUCAAAAUUUUAUGCCUGAUUCUGGCAAGCUCAUUCAUCUCCGGACACCACAGAUAUCGGAUGGUGUUCGCAUCGAUGCGGGUUUCAUUGAAGGUGAUACGGUAUCAUCAGCAUAUGACGGCAUGAUAGCAAAACUCAUAGUGAGCGGUCCGACUCGAGAAGUAGCAAUCCAGAAGCUGUAUGCUGCCUUGCAGGACUAUGAAGUCGUUGGCCUGAGUACGAACAUUGAGUUCCUGAAGAAGAUUUGCAAGAGUCAGCCAUUCAUCAAGGGCGAUGUUGAGACUGGUUAUAUCCAAAAGUACAACGAUGAGCUUUUUGCUCCUGAAACCACGGAGCCCGAGGUCUUUGCGCAAGCUGCUUUGGGCCUGUUGGCAAAAGAACUCUCUGGGCCGCACGCGAUAGGUCAAGGCCCUCAUGGAGAGGCUAUCGGAUUCGGUGCUGCAAAUGAGCGCCAAUUCAGCUUUUUCAUAUCUUCUGCAACGGGUGCGGAGGGUGAACCCAUCCAUGUUACCAUCAACCAAUCUGGUCGAAAGAUGUUCGACAUAGAUGUGAAAGGUUCUGGUAUCGAAGCAUCCUACGCCAAUGUGGUAUGCGAACCACGGUCUCCGUCGAUAUCAACAUUCUUCCCUCAUACGCGAAUCGAGAGUACGGUUAUCACGGAAGGAGACAAGAUCACGCUUUUCCAGCACGGCAGGCAAACUCAAUUAACCCUGUCACCCCCUAGCUGGUACGAGAAAGCCUUGGGGCUGAAGGACGUGACGAAUAGUGUCUUGGCACCUAUGCCAUGCAAGGUACUAAGAAACGAAGUCAAAGAAGGAGACGAAGUUGAGAAGGAUCAGGCACUUGUCGUCAUUGAGAGUAUGAAGAUGGAAACAGUAAUUAGGUCGCCGCAAAAGGGGGUCAUUGCGAAGCUGGUACACAAGGCCGGGUAUAUCUGUAAGGCAGGCACGGCGCUUGUACUUUUCGAAGAGCACGUGAGCUGAACAGUCGACCUUGUCCACAUGGGACGAAGAAAUGCUACUACGAUUAU